Messenger RNA from Leptopilina heterotoma, 3691 nucleotides. It is a transcript of the gene PIG-N, whose product is annotated as GPI ethanolamine phosphate transferase 1. The record is from RefSeq and is a predicted model, not a curated record. Gene Ontology annotation, biological process: GPI anchor biosynthetic process. Gene Ontology annotation, molecular function: mannose-ethanolamine phosphotransferase activity. NCBI's taxonomy places the organism in Eukaryota, Metazoa, Arthropoda, Insecta, Hymenoptera, Figitidae. The coding region runs from base 115 to 2637 and encodes 840 amino acids. The transcript is spliced from 8 exons. Gene Ontology annotation, cellular component: endoplasmic reticulum membrane.
ACAUUGAAAUUUUGACAGUUGGUUAUCUUAUACAUUCCUCGCCGGUCAAAUCAUUAAAGAGAAAUAAAAAUUGUUUCCUAUUAAUGUUAACAUAGCUAAAUGUAUUAAAAUAUAAUGAAUUAUAAAUACAAUUACAGUUGGGGAAUUUUGACAUUAGUCAUUCAUUUAAUUCUUUUAUGGGGUGUACUGGAUAUCAAUUUUCAUUCACCAAUAAUACAAAAUCUCCCAAGAAUACCGGUUACAGAAAAAGGUCCAGCUAAACGAUUAUUAAUCUUUGUAGCGGAUGGACUACGAUUUAGAACAUUCUGGGAUAAUAUUCCACCUUAUUUAAGUGAUGUAAUUAGAUUAGAUGGAAUUUGGGGAAUUUCGCACACUAGGAUGCCAACGGAAUCUCGUCCUGGAAAUAUAGCAAUUGUCGCAGGUCUUUAUGAAGAUCCGAGUGCUCUUUUUAAGGGUUGGAAAGAAAAUCCUGUAGAUUUUGAUUCAGUAUUUAAUCAAAGUUAUCUAACAUGGGGAUGGGGCAGUCCGGAUAUUAUAUCUCUAUUUUCAAAAGGAAAACAAGGAAACUUUAUUGGAAAGAGUUAUUCUGCUAGUUGGCAAGAUUUUGAUCCCUCAUCAUCAACUAUCAGGUUGGAUUCCUGGGUAUUUGAACAGUUUUUACAAUGGUUUAAUAAUGAUGCAGAUAGUGUCAAAGAUAAAGACAAAAUUAUUAUUUUCUUUCAUCUUUUGGGAUGUGAUACUGCCGGUCACGUUAGUAAGCCUCACUCCAGUGCCUAUAUCGAUAACCUAAAAUAUGUGGAUAAACGAAUAGAAGAAAUAGUUCAUAAAACAGAAAACUAUUUUGAGCCUGGAAGCACAGCUUAUUUGUUCACUUCAGAUCAUGGAAUGACUGAUUGGGGAUCACAUGGUAGUGGUUCAAAGGAUGAAACAGAAACGCCUUUUGUCAUUUGGGGUGCUGGAGUUUCGAAAAAUUCAAAUCUUCAAGACAUUGAACAAGCUGAUUUAACUCCUUUAAUUUCAACUCUUUUGGGAAUACCGGUUCCCGUUAAUAAUGAGGGAAUUUUGAAAUUACAUUUUCUCUCUUCGGAAUACAAAGAAUACGGAGUUCGUGCUCUGCUUCGAAAUAUAAGACAAUUAUCAUUUCAAGUAGAGGCAAAUCGAGAACUCAGUCUCGGUACAAGUAAAAUUAGAACAAAUUGGAGAGAGAGACAAAUAAAUGCAAGUAUUCAGAGAAUUGAAACAUUAAUGCGCGAAGGAAAACUUGCAGAAAGCAUUGCCGAAGGAGAAAGAACUGUUUUAUUUGCAAAAGUGUCUUUAAAUUAUUUCCGCCAGUAUCAAAGAAAUCGGUUAAUUUUAUAUUUAACACUAAUGUGGCUUGGAUGGAUUACUUUAUUGUUUUUGAAGAUUACUGCAAAGCCCAAACAAAUUAAAAAAUCAUUUUUAUUGAAAUUAACAUUCUGUUUUGCUUUUUUCCUUUUACUUGCUGAAUAUGUGGUAUUUGGAUAUAAAGAUCAACGUAUAUUAGGAUACGGAAUAUUGUCAAUUGUUUCUAUAUGGUUGGCGAUUUUCCAAUUUAUUAAUACAUCAUCCUUUUUAAGAAUAAAGAGUACAAAAAUUCUUUUGUUCGGCGUGAUAAUGAUCACCUUACUAAUCUUAAUCAUGUUUGCUGGAUUAAUAUACAGAACUUUUUUUACAUUUGCCAUGUUGUACAUUGUACUAUUACAAAAAAUAUUAUUAAGCGGAGGAAAUUCAUGGUUUUUGAGGACUGGACUAUUUUUAGCUGUUUUUCCAUCUUUACCAGUUGUUGAAUCUGAACCACGUAUUAUUCUUGUAUUAAUAUCCUUAUUUUUUAUUGGUUUGAUAUCUUUUAAAAGAGAAUCCUCAGGAAAAAUAAAAUGUUUGGAAAUUACACGACUUAUAUUAACUGGAUUAGUAUAUCUGGAAAUUUUAGAUGGUCGAUCUUGGAUAUCAUGGUUAAUUUUAUUCAGUACUCCUAUAUGUAUUUGGAUGUAUGCCCUAGAAUUUGAUGAAAUGAUUAUGGGUGUUACAUUACAUUUAUCAUGCCCUCUUGUUUUACUUUCAACAUCAUAUGAACCUUUAUUCUUUUUGGUACUUGCUUAUCAUUUUCGCUAUUGGCCUAUUGAGAGUGAGCAAAAAGAUUUAAAGGAUAAUACAACACAUAUAGAUAUACAAGAUUUAGUGAAAGCUGCUUCUUUGAUGUUAUAUACAUUGCUGUGCUUUUUUGGUACAGGAAAUAUGGCAAGCAUAAGUUCCUUUGAUCCAAGGUGGACAAGACAUUUUGUUACUGUUUUUUCACCAUUUACAAUGAUGAUUCUUAUUUUAUUGAAAAUAAUGAUUCCACUGAUAUUGGUUGGUUGUGCUAGUCGUGCUUUUGCAUCCUCUACAGUAUUUGCAGGAGUGCUUUUCCUUGGGAAUUGUUUGACUUUGCCACUUAUUUUUGGAGUUACAAAUCAUGGAAGUUGGUUGGAUAUUGGCAGUGCGAUCAGUAGAUUUAUUAUUGCCCUCGCUUUACCAUAUUCCCUAUUCAUUUUGUAUUACUUGUCUUAUGCAUUUAUAUCAUUACGCUUUUCAAACACUUUAAAAAGUGCUUUUCAAAAAGCCUCUCAAAGUGUUUAAGAUUAUUUUGAAAAUUCAACGAACCUAUACUAUUGGAUUAAAGAAGUUCUUCGCAUAUUAUGGAUGCUACGUGACUGAAAUGUGAUAAAUUUCACAGUGAUAUUUUUAAUUAAAUCAGUGUUUCCAAAUAUCAAAAAAGUGAAUUGUUUCCGUAGCAACUGUUGCUAUGGUUACUAUAGCAACCACUCCCAUAGCAACUGUUGUUAUGAAAAUGGUUACCAUAGUAACUGUUUAUACUGCAACGGUUGCUAUGAUAAUAGUAAUGAUAAAUUAUUAUAACCUAAUAAUUCGCUAACGCUUCAGUUUUUAUGGAAAUAUUUCUGUAAAACUAUUGGGAUUUUCUCGAGAGUUAAUUAUUUAUUUUAUUUUUUAUGCCUCGAAACCCCAAGAUACAGGCGCUUUGCUCCUGCUUCUCUUACUGGUUUCUAAUAAUUAUGUUACUUAAAAUAUUAUCUGUGAAGAGUAUUAAAGACUGUAGUCUCUACACAAGUAAACCUACUCAAAGGUCGCAUUUUUUGUUAUCGGUUGAGGAGAUGAUUUAAGAGUUGAAAGUAGACCUUUUGUUGCUAAAAAAAAUCCCUAAAAUUACAAGAAAGGUUAAAGCUCUUUCAGUUUAAUAUAUAAUUUUUAAGCAUUUGGUAUAAAAGAUCCAAUAUGAUGACCGAAAAUAUUGAAAGAUCAUCAGAUUCGCAACAAAAGGAUUAGUUUCAACCAACCAUUAAAUCGUCCUUUUGCCUAUAACAAAGAAUAAGAAUAAGUUUACUUGUAAAAGACUAAUGUAUUCCCAGAUAACUAAUGUAUCUGGCUCCUGAAUAGUGUGAAUUGUAAUUUCUCUAACCUGAAAAUAGACUAAAUUUUACUACUCACAAUUUUUCAAUAAUAAACAUAUUGUACAGUUUAUUAUCUUUUGACUAAGAGCGGCUACGACACUAUAUUUUUUAAUGUAGUUUUGUAAAACUUAUACAUUUUUAGAUAUUGAUACAUUUUUAUUUUCAAAUAUUAAUGAUGGGUAAAUUUUAUUUAAUUUGAUGCUAUUAGGGUAAGUCCGGGGGAG